GCCAAGGAAGAGAUGCCUGGGCUGAGAUGACUGGGUUGUGAUGAGCCUUGUAUUUGUUAGCUUCCCUAGGUGAAGUUUUGUAGCCGUUAAUAUCAAGAAACAUUAGAAAAAUCGAACGUUGUGUAGCCGUUAAAAACCCUAAUUUAGCUCUUCAGUCUUUAGUUUUCAUUUUCACAAUGUUCCCAAUCUCUGCUCUCUUCACCACCACCACCACUCGCCUCCGCUUCCUCUCCGAUCAAAGCUCUCUCCGCCGCCUCCACAGACUGUUCUCAACCCAAUCACUAUCCCUAGACCACACUCUCUCUCACCCUAUUUACAUGAUUUGGGGCUCCAACACUGGCGUCGGCAAAACCCUUGUCUCCGCUGGCAUCGCCACCUCCUUUCUCUCUCCUCUUUCUCUCUCCUCCACCACCAUCUCCGCCGCCGCUGCCAAAUUCAUCUACCUCAAGCCAGUCCAAACGGGCUUCCCUAUCGACUCCGAUUCCCGGUUUGUAUACCGGAAAUUCUCCGAAAUCUUUCUCCGCCGCCAGCCCUCGACCACUGUUUUCGCUUCGAAUCAUGCCCUCAAGGCCUCAAUUUCGGCUGCCCAAUCUUUUUUGGGCGGAGAAAUUGCGAUGGAAACUGAAGAGGGUGGGGAAUUGGAGAGUGGGUUUAGGGAUUUAGGGUGGUAUGAGGAGAUGAAGCUACAGGGGGAGGUUGGGGAGGUGACUGCGAAACCGUCAGAAUUGAUUUGCAAGACAAUGUAUGGGUGGAGAGAGGCGGUUUCGGCUCAUUUGGCUGCGGAGAGGGAAGGAGCAAUGGUGGAGGAUUCAGUGUUGUUGGGGAUAUUGAAGAGGAGUUUGGGAAUUGGUUUGGAAGGAGGGUUUGCAGGUGAUCAUAAAGUGCGUGUUUUGAGUGUGAUUGAAACUGCUGGUGGUGUGGCGAGUCCGGGGCCAUCCGGUUCUUUUCAAUGUGACUUGUACCGGCCUUUCCGGUUACCUGCUAUUCUUGUUGGGGAUGGACACCUUGGUGGUAUUUCAUCAACAAUUUCAGCUUACGAAAGUUUAAAACUUCGAGGUUAUGAUGUUGUUGCUGUUGUUUUUGAAGAUCAUGGCCUUGAAAAUGAGGUUCCAUUGUUGUCUUAUUUACGAAAUAGGGUCCCUGUGCUUGUGCUUCCAUCUAUUCCGCAAGACAUGUCAGACAACUUGAUGGAAUGGUUUGAUGAAGCUCAGACUGUCUUUAAUACUCUCAAGGAAAUAAUGAUUUCUGCUUUUAAUGAGAGAAUAGACAGACUGCGUAACAUGCCAAAGAAGGCACAAAACAUUUUAUGGUGGCCAUUUACUCAACACAAACUUGUACCUGAAGAAGCUGUUACAGUAAUAGAUUCCCGGUUUGGCGAGCACUUUGCUGUUCAUAAGGUACUAAAUCAUGAUUUCAUCAUGCAACAAUUUGAUGCUUGUGCAAGUUGGUGGACACAGGGGCCAGAUCAUACUUUACAGAUUGAGCUCGCAAGAGAUAUGGGUUAUGCAGCUGCAAGAUUUGGUCAUGUGAUGUUUCCGGAGAAUGUUCAUGAACCAGCUUUAGAAUGUGCAGAACUUUUGCUUGGAGGGGUUGGCAAAGGAUGGGCAUCACGGACAUUUUUUUCGGAUAAUGGAUCGACAGCAAUAGAAAUUGCACUGAAGAUGGCAUUUCGCAAAUUCUUGUGCGAUCAUGGAAUCCUUUUGGACCUUUCGAAGGGUGACAUGUCUGAAAGAUGUAUUGAGCUCAAGGUCUUAGCUCUUCGUGGAUCUUAUCAUGGUGAUACUUUGGGUGCCAUGGAAGCACAAGCACCAUCAUCUUAUACAGGUUUCCUCCAGCAACCAUGGUACACAGGAAGAGGGUUUUUUUUGGAUCCUCCAACUGUCUUUAUGCAAAAUGGUGUUUGGAAACUCUCUCUUCCUGAAAGGAUGAAUCCUGAAAAAGUGAAAGUAGAAGAUACAUCCUUCAGCUUGCGCGAUGAAAUAUUCUACAACAGCAGGGAUGGGUCAAGUCUGGCUGGUAGUUAUUCAUCUUAUAUAACUCGAGAGUUAUCACUACAUUCAGGAUUAAGAGGUUUUACACAUAUUGGAUCAUUGAUUAUAGAACCAGUUAUACAAGGUUCAGGUGGAAUGUUGAUGGUUGAUCCGCUUUUCCAACGUGUACUUGUUAAAGAAUGCCAGAGUCGGAAGAUUCCAGUUAUCUUUGAUGAGGUUUUUACUGGUUUCUGGCGUUUGGGAGUGGAGUCUGCUGCAGAACUACUUUGCUGUCAACCAGAUAUAGCCUGCUUUGCAAAACUGAUGACUGGUGGAAUUGUGCCAUUGGCUGCCACAUUGGCAACAGAUGCUGUUUUUGAUGCAUUUGUUGAGGAUUCCAAGCUCAAGGCUCUGUUGCAUGGACACUCGUAUACUGCGCAUGCUAUGGGGUGUACAGCAGCAGCUAAAUCCAUAAAAUGGUUUAAGGACACUCAAACAAAUUUCAAUUUAAUUUCUGAAGGAAGGUUGUUGAAGGAGUUAUGGGAUAUGGGUCUAGUGCAGCUGAUCUCAUCGCAUCGAACAGUCCAUAGAGUGGUUGUAUUGGGAACACUGUGUGCCCUAGAACUUCGAGCGGAAGGCUCUAACAUUGGUUAUGCAUCGCUUUAUGCACGCUCUCUUCUUCAGAACCUCCGUGAAGAUGGUAUUUACAUGAGGCCUCUGGGCAAUGUUAUUUACCUCAUGUGUGGGCCUUGCACAUCCCCUCUCAUCUGCCGCCAACUACUGGAAAAACUUUACAGAAGACUUGAGGAGUUCGGCCAAGCCAAUGAGAACUUGAAAUCCUGUGAAUUUUAGUUGUUGCAGCAGCUUAUGAUCUUCAGUUCUCAAUUUUAGUAUAUUUUUAUAUUUAUUCAUCAGUUUGUAGUUCACCAAUAAAAGUAGUAUAUCUUUGUUGGCUGAGCUUGGUUUUUGAAUGUAAUCUAUUUAUUCUUCUCUAGCCUCAAAUAUAUUGAACUCAGACUUCCAUUAAGGGUUGGACAUUA
Camellia sinensis is the source of this 3010-nucleotide messenger RNA. RefSeq names its product adenosylmethionine-8-amino-7-oxononanoate transaminase (gene BIO1). Gene Ontology annotation, cellular component: mitochondrion. NCBI's taxonomy places the organism in Eukaryota, Viridiplantae, Streptophyta, Magnoliopsida, Ericales, Theaceae. The record is from RefSeq and is a predicted model, not a curated record. Gene Ontology annotation, molecular function: pyridoxal phosphate binding; dethiobiotin synthase activity; S-adenosyl-L-methionine:8-amino-7-oxononanoate transaminase activity. Gene Ontology annotation, biological process: biotin biosynthetic process.